Molecule: messenger RNA, 1557 nt
Organism: Exaiptasia diaphana
Lineage: Eukaryota; Metazoa; Cnidaria; Anthozoa; Actiniaria; Aiptasiidae
Exons: 2
Coding region: 162-758 (198 amino acids)
Source: RefSeq, a predicted model, not a curated record
UCGCUGCAGUGGCUUCUAUGAAAAGCGGAAAUGACUUUAACAAAUAGUUUUGCUCAACCUCGCCUCAAAAACGUCAUAUGACCUCCUAGUGAUGCACUGAAAUUUUGUCGUUGCUGUUGCUUCAUUGAAGCUUGACAAGCAUUAUCUGUAUAUUUGAUGAAAUGGCUUCAGAGAAACAGAAACGAAGAGGGACCGAUACGCUUGGUGUAAAAGGAUCGAUUAACGCAUCGCCUGGUGAAGAAGUUAAAAUCACUGAGAAAAACAAACAAAACAAAGCGAGAAGACAGGAAUCUUACGCUGAUGAUAUGAGAAUUUUAUCAGCUUUUUCAUUCGUCCUUGGAGGAACUUUCUUUGGCAUGUUUAACAGUUUCAUGAACCACAAUAUUCCAUCUUUGCCACCUUGUAAAGGCCAGAAACCUGCAAGCACCAGUCUAAUAACUCUCUACGUGGUCUUGGCUACAAUUGGUUUUAUGUUUUUAUUCAGCUCUGCCCUCAUUUCUUACGAGCUGUUCCUUCUUUUCAGAGACAAAAAAAUCACUGACCCAACUCAGCAGUGGAAAUAUUUAAAAUUUUGUUAUUUGUUUACUUUCUUUGCUAUUGUUAUAUGCUUUGCUGCUCAUUCUAUCAGUCUCUACAUUGUCCAGUGUAAAAAAGACACAAUAUUAUUAGCCUACGUACCUACACUGGGCUCGAUUUGUUUGAUAGCUGUAAUAGUUAUUGGUGUGUUAAACUACAAAUUUCACAAACGCAAUACCUAAUACCCACGCAAGAUAGCCUGUGUACAUUGAGGGGUGAGAAACGGAUGUACACACAGGCUACGCAAGAAGAAAGUCCAGUAAAUCGUCCAUGGCAAGUGAACGAGUGGAAAGAGGGUACUACAUACAAGAUUGAUUCAUGAAGACUUAUCUCUAAUUUAUCUUAUAGUUUUGUAAAACAAUUAGAUCACUCGGACUCGAGCGUGCCUACGAUUUGAUAGUUCACUCAGCUGAGUAAUAACGUACGACGUUAUCUUUGCGUUAUGGACAACUCGCAGUCCAUUCGUGGUCUAAUCGUUUAAAAAUAGUUAAUGAAUGUCAUCAAUCUUGAUUAAACCAUCAGUCAUCAUCAGUUAAUUUUGGAAUCAAUAUAUUAAUAAUAGCCGGGGAUUUUAACACGAUUUAACAGUAUCUACAGCAUCAAUCCACUAUUAGGGGGAAUCUUGACAUAUUUUUAACUGGUACUUUUCCUCCGAGUGGAUGUUGUCGAUCCAGCCCGUAUGGCUUACAUGUAAAUGUUUUUUAUUUGAGAGACUGAGAAUAUUAUUCAUUUCAGAGUUUACUGAGUUGCGGUUUAUAUUAGACAAGAAUGCAAACUAACCUGUCAUAACAUGAUUGAGCAAACGAAUAUCCAGAUUCAUUAUACGAUUCACCAAAUAAAUAAAAAGCAGCAAAAAUAUUUUCCUUUCAAAUAACAUUUGAUCGAAAAUUCUGACAGACAGGUCAACACAAAAUUUAUAGAUUUCAAAAUUUCUGGAUCCGCCCACAAUUGAAAUAAAGAAAUCUUGCGGCAGGCGUCUCA